Molecule: messenger RNA, 831 nt
Organism: Nerophis lumbriciformis (worm pipefish)
Lineage: Eukaryota; Metazoa; Chordata; Actinopteri; Syngnathiformes; Syngnathidae
Source: RefSeq, a predicted model, not a curated record
AUGUUUGACACCCAGACCCAGACUCUGACUGUUUUGUGUGAGUGUAGAGAGGAAGUAGAUUCAUCCAAAGUCCCGCCAGAACUGAUUUCACCCACAAGUGGUGGACGGUGGACAGUAGUGGUAAAGCAUCCGCAACAAGAUGACUUCUCAGAGAAAUUAGCCAAAUUUCUUGAAGUGGAGGGGAAAACGUUGGAAGACAUUACAACAGAGAGCACUAGUGGUAGUGAUUGGAAUCCUGAAUCCAUAAUUCGUGCUGUUGGCGAUGUUCUGCGACAAAGUCCCAAACCCACAGAGAGUCACAACUACCACCGUCUGAGAACUUUCUCAGGUAUCAGCCCCACUCCAGCUGGUGAAGAAAGUUUAGAUAGCUGGUUGGAUCAAGCAAGAUUCAUGGCAGAAGAAUAUGAGUGCUCGGAAAGAGAGAAGAAACGGAGGAUUGUUGAAAGUCUUAAAGGGCCAGCCAUGGAGAUCAUUCAGGCUGUUCGAGGGUCCAACCAUAAUGCAAGCUGUAUGGAAUAUAUACAAGCUAUUGAUGACACAUUUGGAAGUACGGAGUCUGGAGAAGACCUGUACUUGUCUUUCAAAUCCCUCUAUCAGAAACCAAAUGAAAGAUUAUCAGAUUUUUUACGCAGACUUGAAAAAUCCCUCAGUAAAGUAAUUCAAAGAGGUGGUCUGCCACACGUUGCUGCAAACAGAGCCAGGCUUGACCAGCUCAUUAAAGGUGCUGUCGAGUCCGACCUCAUGAGAUACGUGAAGCAGAAGAUCUGGAAGCUGCCAGACGUUGUCUCCGAAAGCCUGCGUCUCGUCAAUAUGUACAUGCAAUGCAAGUAG